Messenger RNA from Megalops cyprinoides (Indo-Pacific tarpon), 1279 nucleotides. RefSeq lists its product as uncharacterized. The record is from RefSeq and is a predicted model, not a curated record. Lineage: Eukaryota; Metazoa; Chordata; Actinopteri; Elopiformes; Megalopidae. The transcript has 2 exons. Bases 472 to 801 code for a protein of 109 amino acids.
GGCGGGGUCCAGGUCUCUGUCAGGUGUGCUGGAACAUAGCUCUCCUGUCUGCGGCUGCCCCACUCCUCGCACAGACCCGGGUCACACAGGUGUGGCUGAGCUAUUUUUUCCCCCACUUUACUCCAGUUCUGUCCAGGGCUAAUUUCAGGUACACAGAGACACCCUGACACUGAAGAGGAGCAUUCUCAACCCAGCGCUGGGAGUGGAGGCUUGACUGGUGUGUUCUAGAACACUCAGGACUGGCAGAGUUCCACUGGUAAUCACAAGGGCACUGGGGGAAACUCCCAGCCACCAGAGGAUACCCUCUUAGCCAGAGGCACUGAAGUCACACGCUUUGUGCAUUAACUGUGCACCUGAGCUACCUCAUCACAAGCCAGGGACACCAGAAGGGCUUAUCCUGGGAGGCAGGUCAGCUUCCACCUGUCGGUCACCGUCCUGUCCCUUCGUCUGUCCUUCUUUGGACCAAGAGCCAUGAACCUUUCUCUGGACAACCCCUACGGAGAGGUGACCAUCCCUCGUGCCAAGCUACGCACCUCAGAGGACACCUCCACAGUCAUCGCCAACCCUCUGGUGGUUGACACCAGCCUCUACUCCACCCAGGCCAGGCACAACUCCGCCCUCAACCCCUACGGCAGCUUCAAGCCCCCCGGCGACGAGUCGGCGCAGGGCGCUCCCGAAUCCCGCGACGGGUCCGCCCAGAACCCCCCGCCGUAUGAGGCCCAGGCUGCCUACACCGUCAAGGAGGACCCGGAGGAAGUGGGCCGCUGCAAUGCCUGCUGCCGCCGCUGCCGGAAGAAGUGAGGCACGUUUCCGCCCGGUAGGUUUUCGCCGCCGCACCGCAGAGGCUGCCAGACUCAAAGGGGGAGGAGCCUAAGGGCUGCAUAACCUGACUCUCCCUGCUGCUUCCAUCAGAACGGCCAUUUUGACUAUGGAGAGAGACCUCUUUGGGGACGUAAGGCAGACAGCUGGGUGUGCAUUUUGCCACCAUUCUGCUUUAGCCCAGACAGCUUGUGCCACGCCCUCAGUCAUUGGAUCAGAGUUAUAUAAAAUAAAGCUACACGAGUCUAUUUCUAUGCUGGAUUGAAAAGACUGACUUUUUGUGAUCUACGUUAUAUUUUAUAUGCAUUACAUUUUAUAUUGCUGUGAUUUUGCUCUGUUUGGCCCCAAAACUUUUUUUUCCCUGUUUAUGAGAUGUCUUGACAGUACAGUUUUGAGCCACUACAAUCCCAUGAUGCACCUCCCUAUCUUAUUGGGAGUGGCAGGGUUACUGUUAACAACA